Messenger RNA from Colletotrichum truncatum, 735 nucleotides. Lineage: Eukaryota; Fungi; Ascomycota; Sordariomycetes; Glomerellales; Glomerellaceae. The record is from RefSeq and is a predicted model, not a curated record.
AUGUGUAGGCUGGAUCCGAUCACUGAGAAGGAAAAUGAAGCACAGUACAUCCUUCAUCAUGCGCUGACAGUGUUUGCUCGGGGUGGAAGGUUCCUUACUGAACAAGCGGAAUUCUUAUCCGGCCGUAUUUUGGACCUUGAAACGGGCUCUGGAAUUUGGCCUGUUGAAUUGGCAAGGCUCAGUACUAAGCUGGAAGUUAUAGUAACUGGGUUUCGAGGUUUAAAUUCAUGGCUGCCAGACAACGUUAAGAUUAUGGAGGAUUGGUCUUCCGUGGGGCCCUUUGACGUCGUCCAUAAACGCUUUCUUUUCCCCACGAAGGUUUCUUGGGAGCUGCUUUUCAAAUCCACAAAACCAAACGGACACAUUGAGGUGGAAAUCGUUGAUUGGAGACCUUACGGCAGUAGUGGCAAUCUGCUUCAAGAGUCAUGUCUUUUUGAAUGGGCCCAAAUGACGCAAAAUGAUUUUCAGGAUAUACAACAUAAACUCGAGGAAGCCGGGUUUAUCAAUGUUAUAGUGAAGUCUUUCGAACUUCCCAUUGGCCCAUGGAACAAACAAAUGCCGCGCCUCGGGGAGUUUUUCAGUCGUGCUUUGUUUGAAAUGUUGAAAAUCUCGGCUGAAAACAACGACGAAGCAAAGGAAAUCAUUGAGAAAUGCAUAGAGGAAACCAAGAACCCAAAAAUGCAUGCAAAGUGCAAGUAUUUGGUUGUGACUGGGCGGAGACCUUGGGAGCGAUGA